Molecule: messenger RNA, 522 nt
Organism: Psilocybe cubensis
Lineage: Eukaryota; Fungi; Basidiomycota; Agaricomycetes; Agaricales; Agrocybaceae
Exons: 5
Coding region: 1-522 (173 amino acids)
Source: RefSeq, a predicted model, not a curated record
AUGUCAGCACCUACUAGCCUUGUUCCCGGAAACUACGUCAUCUUUGCAGAGGACCCCAGCAACACCGUUAAAACAGGAACACUCGUCAAUGGGCGAUCCAACUUUGCAGUUACAUGCCCCUUGUCCAGCGGAGGAAACUGCACCAUCACCACCCUCGCUACAACAUCUAGCGCCUCCCCCACUCAGAUCUGGCUCGUCACCGGAGAUGGUAUGAUCCUCUCCAAAUCCUCAUCCACCGGCCAACUUGCGCAAAGCCCGACAUUCUACAUGAGCUACAGCAACAAUUCACCCAACAUCGUCACUACAAGUGCACCAGCAUCACCAGCACCCACCACAAAAUUCGUGGCUCAAGUCUCUCAGAUGGCUGCAUCAAAUAAAGGGGAUACGACCACCUACCUCGCAACUCUUAUGACAACCGAUCUCACUGACCAGUUCUGGACUGUUGAUGACUUGCAAAACAAUGACAUCGUCAAAGCCAACACCGCACGCAGCGCCAAGAACUGGGUAUUCGUACCUGUCUAA